AUGGAUGAGUUCGAAGGUCCAGGAAAGAUCAUCAGAGCAAGGUCACUCAAGAGAGGCAAGGUUGAAGAAAGGAUCACUGAUAGGUCACCGAUAGCAAUACAUAUCACAGUAGUGGUGAUUCGUUCUGAAACUGAAUGUAUGAAAUUUGAAAUGCAAGGGCCGUCUUACACUAUGUAUGGGGUCCCUGGGCCCACAGCAAACUCAGGGCUUUCGGCUAAAGGGGCAUCAAGCACUCAGAUAUUGAUUUUUGAGCAAUUGGGGCCCCCCAUCAAGCCGGGGCCCUUCUGGCCCAUAGAGUACAUAAUAGGCUAA
This is a messenger RNA of Acanthoscelides obtectus, 312 nucleotides long. NCBI's taxonomy places the organism in Eukaryota, Metazoa, Arthropoda, Insecta, Coleoptera, Chrysomelidae. The record is from the annotation of a GenBank genome assembly.